UUGUCUCCUCUCAUCUGGGAACAUCAUGCUACCAAGAUUGACGCUCUCAGUUGCGCUACUCCUAACAAUGGGAAUUAUGUUGUCGAAGGGAUGCGAGUUGGAUCAGAUGCGAUACGGAUGCCGCAUCUAUAAUGCACAAUGCAGUUGUGGCUACGGCUGCAAAUCCGAAUACAGAUAUGACAACAAUGAUGAUUGCAAGUUAGCACUGAAAGGAAGACGUAGCGACAUAUGUUCUCGAUCGAAACCUUGCCUGAAUGAAGGCUCAUGUUCUCAAAUAUCGUCGGAGCCCGGAUUUAAAUGUCGCUGCGAAGGAACUGGAUUCUACGGCACUUACUGCGAGACACCUUGUCCACGAUCAGACAAUACACUUUUCCGAGGACAAUUCCCUUACGAGUGUGUGGUGAUCUAACUCGAAUCUCUCCUUUUACUUUCAUCUGAAAUACAAAUUUGUCUUAAUAUGAUACAUACAUACAUACAGGGAAAGAAACGCGUUUCAUAAAACAUAUUUACACACAUCUUUGUACAUACAUAAUAAAUAUUAAAACACACAAUCGUACGCCGUUCCAUCUCUCAUUUCCAUCCCUAUUCAGAAUAUUCUUGGGACCUUCGUAACCACAAUCUUGGAAAUAGCUCGGUAAGUUACACCGCAAAAUAACUUUACGGUUUUGAAAGAGCUCUGACGUUUUAUAGAAGGUAGAUAUAUUUCGAUGCUUCCACUGUUUAUUCAUCAAUAAUUUUACAAUAUGUAUGCACAUGAUGUGUUGGAUCCAUGAGUUUUGGGACAAGCGCUUAGUUUGUAUCGUGCUUGUGUACUUUACCUUAUUUACGUUAUUUCUCUCAUAUCUCUACAAUAAUGCCACACGUACUUCGCUUACCGUUUCAAAUGGCAAAACUUAUAAAACGUCUUACUUUUUACAUAUUUUUUUUUUGUAAUUUCCAUUGUGUAUGUCCACAGAAUUAGUAAUACACACUAAUUUGAUUUUACAACACUGCAUUAGAGGAACUUAACGACAUGUAUAUAUAUAUAUAUAUUUAUGUAUAUAUAUAUAUUUAUAUGUAUAUAUAUAUUAUCUAAGAUAAACAGUUGGCCAGUCAUAACUCUUCUUUUUCUUUUUUACAAAUUUAUAGACACCGUCUUAACAGAGUGACUCAAUAUCGUAAUUUAUUACAACAAAAUACACUACUCAUAAUAAAAUUCAGCAAAUUCCGGUAAAGAAUCUGUACUGCAGGAUGUUUUCCUUCAAUCUUGUAUCAAUAUCACUUCGCGUGUAAUUUCUUUUUCUUUUUCUUUUUCUUUUACCAUUGUACAUUUAUAUCACAUAUAAUGUACAUAAUAGAUAAAACGAAUUUCAAAAUAAAUCAUAUAAAUUGUAAAAGAUUGUAUAUCAACAUGUAUAAAGAUACUUUUUAUAAAGACACAAAUACAAGAUCUCAAAUACAAACAGGUAGCUAGCAAUCCAACCUGUAAAUAUUCUGAGACAUCUUUGAGUACUUCGUUAUUUUUAAGUAAUGAAUUGAUAUAUUUACCGAACAUGCAUGAAAAUAGAAAACUAAUAAAAAAUUUCGACAAAUCUUAUAAACUAUCCAUUUUACGUUCAAAAAAAUAACAUCAAAUAGGUAGCUUAGUAAUAAAUUCAUGAAGAUGUGGGAAAUUAACUAAAGAGAGAAACCAAUUACGUAUUAGAA
Molecule: messenger RNA, 1686 nt
Organism: Acromyrmex echinatior (Panamanian leafcutter ant)
Lineage: Eukaryota; Metazoa; Arthropoda; Insecta; Hymenoptera; Formicidae
Source: RefSeq, a predicted model, not a curated record